Messenger RNA from Camelina sativa (false flax), 2951 nucleotides. The record is from RefSeq and is a predicted model, not a curated record. NCBI's taxonomy places the organism in Eukaryota, Viridiplantae, Streptophyta, Magnoliopsida, Brassicales, Brassicaceae.
AAGCAAACUUUUCAAAGGGUUUAGUUUUUAAUCUCUCUAUCUCUCUUUUUCUCUGGGUCUCUUCUCUCUUAUUUCGAGCUCUUUGAAAAAAAAAAAACGGAUCCAGAAAAAACCACUUUCAUGGAAGCUUGAAUAUCACCAUCAGGUGUUGUGAAACUAUCUUGUAUGAUAUAUGUAUGGUAACUUGACUAUUUAGAGAAGUAUGACGACUCAGAGCGCUAUGAGAAUGGUUGAGGGUGAUCAUGUGAAAAAUUGGCAGGCUUCUAGGGAUAGUGGGAUCUUUGGUUCACUUGAUAUGGCGGUUGAAGAUUUAGGAUUCCUUAUGAAAAGAAAUAGGUUGGAUAGUGGUGGUGAUAAUAAUAAUACCGGGAAAUUCCCUAGUAGGAGCGGAAGUGCGCCGCCUAGCAUGGAAGGUUCCUUUGCAGCUCUUAGGCAUCUCUUGAAACAACAGGAAGGUAGUAGCUCUGAAGUUUUAAGUAGGGCUAUUGAGAAUUAUGACUCUGAAGAAGAGAUACGUAGCGACCCUGCAUAUGUAGCUUACUAUUUGUCCAACAUCAACUUGAAUCCAAGACUCCCUCCUCCUUUGAUCUCACGGGAGAAUCAGCACUUGUUGCGUCAUUUGGGUGGGGUUGGUGAUAAUAGUCAGAGUCCAACAACCUCCUGGGAUAAUAUGGGGUUAAGAUCCUCCUUGCAUUCUUCUAGAACUGCUCUUUCAACCCAUAGAGAGGAGCCUGAGGAUGAGGCAUCAUCGGCUGAACAACAAGCUUAUGCUUCUCUGGCUGGUCAUCGUAAGAGCUUAGCUGAUAUGAUUCAGCGGCCUCAUUCGGCAGGUAAUCGUCCAAUUGCACAAGACAUCCACGCCAUUUCCUCUGAUACAUCUUCAGAAACCACAAGAAGAUUAAUGGAGUCUGAUAUAAGUUCUGUUAAUCUGCUGAGGGAGACAGAUUCUCUCUCCAUGGAUGCUAUUACUAGUGAAGAUCCCUUUUCUGCUGAUUUGGGCUCACAGAGUUCUUCUGCUAAUGCACAGAAAGAGAGAUUAAAUGCAUCUGUUUUUGGUGCUUCUCCUCCAUCCUCCGCUGCUUCUAGAAUGAUGAUGAGGAAUCAAGACAAUCAACAACCUCAGGGAAGGGGGAUGCCUUUGCAAUACAUACAAUCCUCGUACCAGGUUCAACCUAGUUCGCCACAACAAAUGACCUAUCCAAGGAUGGGCGGUACACAGGACAUGAUGCAGAGCUUACCGAAGAUUGCAACUGGCGAGUCCUCGGGUAUGUACGUCCCGCAAUAUAUCUAUAGCGGUUACCCUCCUGGCUNUAACAACGCUCGGCUUCUACCUGGAGUAUCAUCGACUGGACAAAACGUUCCCUCUCUCGUGGACCCUUAUCAAUUGCAAUAUUUUCAACAGGCUCCAGUGGAUGCGUAUGCUCCUUCAUUUCAGAGCAGCAAUGAUUCUUUUGGGCAGAAAGACCUACAAGCUGCUGGUUAUAUGGCAAAUCAUGAACCUCUCAACAGUCCUUUGAGUCCGAGUUAUGGGUUGCAAAGUCCGCGGCACAUGGGAAACUAUUUUGCAGUGCCGCCUGGUGUAAGAGUCAUGCCGCAGUAUCCAGGAUCACCUCUUGCUAGUCCAGUGAUGCCGUCCUCGCCAGUUGGUGGAAUGAUGAGCCACUUUGGAAGACGAAGUGAAACAAGGUAUCAUCAACAAGGGCCAAGUAGAAACACUGGGAUCUACCCUGGUGGAUGGCAAGGGAACAGAGGAGGAGGAGCCAACAGCAUCGUUGAUGAUCACAAAAGACAUUCUUUUCUUGAUGAACUCAAGUCUCCAAAUGCUCGAAAACUCGAGCUGUCUGAUAUUGCAGGGCGUGUUGUUGAAUUCAGCGUCGAUCAGCAUGGCAGCCGUUUUAUUCAACAGAAGCUGGAGCACUGCUCCGAUGAGGAAAAGGCAUCUGUUUAUAGUGAGCUUCUGCCACAAGCUUCAAAAUUGAUGACUGAUGUUUUUGGAAAUUAUGUUAUCCAAAAAUUCAUAGAACAUGGAACUCCGGCACAGAGAGAAGAACUUGUGAAGCAACUUGCUGGUCAGAUGGUUUCUCUAAGCUUGCAAAUGUAUGGAUGUCGUGUGAUACAAAAGGCCCUUGAAGUGAUAGAUGUUGACCAAAAGACAGAAUUAAUUCGUGAGCUCGAUGGGAAUGUGAUGAAGUGUGUUAGAGAUCAAAACGGUAAUCAUGUUAUCCAAAAGUGUAUUGAGAGUAUGCCUGCGGGUAGGAUUGGAUUCGUAAUUGCUGCUUUCCGUGGUCAAGUCGCUACUCUUUCUACUCAUCCUUAUGGAUGCCGAGUUAUCCAGAGAAUCUUGGAGCAUUGCUCAGAUGAUCAGGAGACUCAUUGUAUAAUCGAUGAAAUACUGGAAUCUACGUUUGCUCUUGCUCAUGAUCAGUAUGGGAAUUAUGUCACUCAGCAUGUCCUGGAGAGAGGUAAGCCCGAUGAAAGGAGACAAAUCAUUGAGAAGUUGACAGGGAAUGUUGUUCAGAUGAGUCAGCACAAAUACGCAUCUAACGUUGUGGAGAAGUGUCUGGAACACGCUGAUAGUAACGAGAGAGAGUUACUGAUUGAAGAGAUAAUGGGCAAAUCGGAGGAAGACAAUCACUUGCUGGCGAUGAUGAAGGAUCAGUUUGCAAAUUACGUGGUCCAGAAAGUCUUAGAGAUCAGUAAAGAUCAGCAAAGGGAGAUUUUGGUGCAGAGAAUGAAAAUUCAUCUCCAGAGUUUGCGGAAAUACACAUACGGGAAACACAUAGUAGCCCGUUUCGAACAACUGUUUGGUGAAGAGAAUGAAGUCUCAGAAGAAGGAACAGAAGGUUAGACAGGAGAUUUUCUUUUGGGUUGCCGGUUUGGACAAUGUUCAACUUUAGACGGAUAUGCUUGUAUCUAUGAAUGAAAGUGUGAUGGUAUAACAAUUAUGUAUA